Uranotaenia lowii is the source of this 2998-nucleotide messenger RNA. RefSeq names its product androgen-induced gene 1 protein-like. Bases 293 to 1054 code for a protein of 253 amino acids. The transcript is spliced from 3 exons. NCBI's taxonomy places the organism in Eukaryota, Metazoa, Arthropoda, Insecta, Diptera, Culicidae. Gene Ontology annotation, cellular component: membrane; endomembrane system. The record is from RefSeq and is a predicted model, not a curated record.
CGGUGUUAGUUUUGUGUUUAAUUGCAAGUGUUCAACAGCUAAUACCCCGCUGAAGUACUUUUAUCGCUACCUUUUUCGCAGCUUUAAUCGGGGGAUUGGCGUGGUUCACAUCAAAAGUCAGUCAUCGUCAUAUCGAUUCGUCUUGUUACAUGUUUUAAUUGACCCAACCAAAAACCCAUAAUCAUUGUAGCGCGGUGAGCCAAGCAGAUCACUUUGAACAUUUUUUUUUUCUUAGAGUUACGAACAGGUCAGUCGAUUAGAUAAAUUCUCCCUUAUACCUGUGAAGUGUAAAAUGGCCAAGACGAAAUCGCCCAGCAGCGAUGGCUACAAUAAGGGAAUCUUCUGCGCUCUCCGAACCCUGAUGCACUUCAUCACGGCGGUUCAGUUUAUCUAUUCCGUGUACUACGACUUUACCUAUGUACACUUUCCGCCAGAAAUGCGCCGCCCCGGUGGAGAAUUCGGUGGAAAGCUAAAAUUCCUCACAGUUUGGGAUGCGAUCCUCCAAGCCAUCUACUUCAGCAUUUGCCUGAUAAACGACUGCGUCGGUACAAAUGAAGUGGCCCCACGCAAAACGCCUUUCAUCCGUAAGGUCAAGGAUUACAUGCUGGCUGCGUUUGCGUUCCCGGUAGCCCUCAAUGUGGGCGUCACGUUCUGGACCCUGAUGGCCAUUGACCGGGAGCUGGUCUUCCCCAAGGCACUGGAUGCCGUGUUCCCUGGUUGGUUGAACCACGUGAUGCACACCAACAUCGUGAUCUUCAUGGUGCUUGAAAUCUGCACCAGCUUCCGGCAGUACCCAUCGCGCAAAGCUGGUCUCACCGGGCUCGGUAUCUUCAUGGCCUGUUAUCUGGGUUGGUUGCACGUGAUUCGCCACUACGGAGGCAUCUGGGUGUACCCAGUUCUGGACGUGCUGAACCUGCCGCAGCGCAUCUUGUUCUUCGCAGCCAGCUUGAUAUUCUCAGUGGGCCUGUACCUAUUCGGGGAAUUCUUCAACAAUCUAAUCUGGACCAAAGAACUGAAACAGCUCAAGGCUGGAACCAGUAAGAAGACUAAGUAAACACUCUCCUAAUUCCCCCGGAAAGGGAAGGGCUGUUGUGCGCUGUCCCGGAUGCUGGCGGGUGUACGGCAGUGAACGGUUCAGUUGGAUUGUUUUUGGUAUAGUUUUACGGAAACGUGCACUGCUGUAUGCCUACACAGUUGUUUAAAAUUGAUGUGUGUCCUGUGUCAUUUUAUUGAUGCAUGAAAAUAACAAGGGAUGUAGCGCUGAACGUGCUUAGUAGCUCUUGAAAUUACAUAUUAAACAUAAUUCCAUCGUUGCUAUAAUUUAAGAUGUCUUUUAUAUCUUCACAGCAAGAAUUUCGUUUGUUUUUCUAUUUAACUAAUGCUUAUUAUUUAAUGCUCUGACAUCGGAAGUUUGUUUCAAUAAACAAUUCUAAAUGAAAUAACCAUGUUAUAAUUUAAUUCAUAUUUAUCAUAAUUGCACUAAUGAAAAUAAUGAUGUUUGAAACUGAAACUCCCAACAUCCCAUAGACACGACCCAAUAACGAACUUUCAAAAUUCAACUUAUUUAGAUCCAUUUAGAUAAGUAAAUUAUUGACAUAUCUUUUUUUUGCUCAUAUGCGCUUUUAAAGAAAACUACAAAAAAAAGCCUUAUGGUUCUACUCCAAAAUUUCAUGCGGCAAGCACUGAUGAAGCUACGGAAAUUCACUAACUAAUGAUUGCAAUUACAUCUACCCAUACGCUCCUGUCGAAUUUUUCAUCGCAGAAUGUUGUAGAAUCAAUUUGUCAAUUCUGAGUCAUUGAUCUAACAAACAGGUGGUUAUAUUAACUUAUUGCAUUCCAGAACCAAACUUAAUUAGAUAAUUCGUUCCCUCAAAAUUCUUCUUGAAUAUUAAAAAAAAAGAGAUUUCGAUAUUGUGCAAUGUAAGUCUAUGAUUUUUUUUAACGAAAUAACAUUUUCUGAAUCUAAUAUCGAUGGAAUUUAGCCAACAAUGCAGCACCUUGAGGUAAGUUAAUAAGCUUUAAGGUACUAAAAUUCUUACAAACCCGAAGAUACUACCUAGUGGAAUGAAAACAUAAUGGGAAAGCAUGUUCUUUUAGCGUUAAGAGAUCAAAGUAUUUAAACUCAUCUACCUACGUUCUUCGUUUACUUAUUUAGAAACGUUGAAAUCGAAACCACACACGGAAGCAGAGAACCAAUGCCAUUAAUUCAACUUUCCCUGUUUCAUAAAUAUAGGUUAAAGGGUUUAUAAACUAGUAGAUGUUAUAUUGAUUUCCGGAAACGAAUCUAUAGCGAUUGAAAAUUGAAUACAAGGCUUAUGUUCUAUACUGAUAAGAAGAAAAGUAUAUAUUCAUCAAGUAAAUAGGGUAAAGUUAAUUUGUUCUCAAUGUAACUUCGAUAAAACAUAAGAAUAAAAAAGAGUGAAAUUUAGAUGUGCAUUAAAAAUUCCAAUAUUCAACCACCAAACGAUCAAACUUUACACAAUAAAAAAUAUUCUCAUAUUUCUGGCUUAGUACGAAACUAAAAAUUUCCCCUUUAAUUUGUAUGUUGAUUGUGCGAGCAAGAUAUUCCUUUUUGAGUAUAAUAUUGUAAUGAUAGGACAUUGAACACAAGAACAGAAAGUCUAAAUUCCAAGGUCACAAAAAGUAUACACCACGCAACGUAGAGAUGCAUAUAUGUACUUGUAUGAAACUUCAGUCAUAAAUUAUCAGCUAAGGUUUUUGUUUAUAUACAACUUUUUAUGAUUAGAAGAGUUUAGAUGUCGAAUAAAAAGUCAAAUUAGCAUUCAUAGCAUCGUGAAAAUUUUGCAAAUCUUCCGACCCGGACAUCCCAAACCGGAAUCAUUAUACAAGUCACUACACGAAUUCAUAUACAUCUACCGAAAGUAAUUUAGCAAACUUUUAAAAGAUCGAUUUCACCCUCUGAUAUUUGAACCCCUUUCUUAUGAUUGUAAAGUGAAUGAAUACCUGCAUAAUAAAAAUUCCCUGGGAAAUACUCGGA